AUGGAAAGCCAACCUCUCCCCGAGGCGACGACCUCUCCCUUCACCGCCAACCAACAACGUACUCCCAUUGGUUCUAAUUUCGGACCAACUGUUCUUCCAGUGCGUUCUUUCAGACCGCCUUUGGCAGAACCGCCCAAAAAAGCAGCCAAGUUUGCUGCUCCCCGCGCUGAGGGCACCGCAAAGAUGUCGAAGGAAGCUCAACUCUCCAUUGCGGAGCGUGACUUCAUUGUUGAGGCGCUCCGUGAAAAUGUGCGGCUUGAUGGCCGUCAGCCUACGGAUUUUCGUCCCGUAGAUAUCUCAUUCGGAGAAGAAUAUGGCCAUGUGAAGCUGCAACUUGGCAAGACAAGCCUUGUUGUUCGAAUUUCUGCGGAGGUCACUAAGCCCCGCGACGAACGUCCGUUUGACGGACUGUUCAACAUCAACCUGGAACUCACUUCCAUGGGCUCUCCCGCCUGGGAGAAUGGACGCUCGAAUGACCUUGAGGCGUCUGCCACUAACACCCUUGACCGCGUCAUUCGUCACUCCAACGCUCUCGAUACCGAGUCUCUCUGCAUCAUUAAAGGCGUCAGCUGCUGGAGUAUUCGUGCCGAUGUGCAUGUGCUUGACUACGAUGGAAACCUUACUGAUGCAGCCUGCAUUGCCAUCAUGACCGGACUGCAACACUUCCGCCGGCCGGAUGCUGUGGUCAAGGAUGGCCGAGUCAUUGUCUACGCAGUUGAGGAGCGUGUGCCUGUUGCCCUCAACAUCACCCACAAGCCUCUUUCAAUCACUUUUCACACUUUCAACGAGAGCAAGAGUGUCGUUAUGGACGCUACCCUCAAGGAGGAGCAGGCAUCUGAGGGAGACCUUAUCAUCGGACUCAACAGUGCCGGCGAGCUCUGCUACAUGUCCAAGAUGGAAGGUGGCCCAGUUGAUCCUAUGCUCAUUGUUUCCCAGACCAGUCGAGCCUGGGAGAAGGUUAAGGAGCUCAACAUCAUUAUCGAAAAGGUUCUUCGGACUGAUCUGGCCAAGCGGGCCAAGGUUGGCAUGGCUGAUGAGUCGCGCGCUGAGAACGACCGGUUGAUGGCAACCGAAUGA
Molecule: messenger RNA, 1077 nt
Organism: Penicillium nucicola
Lineage: Eukaryota; Fungi; Ascomycota; Eurotiomycetes; Eurotiales; Aspergillaceae
Product: exosome non-catalytic core subunit RRP45
Exons: 3
Coding region: 1-1077 (358 amino acids)
Biological process (GO): nuclear mRNA surveillance; nuclear polyadenylation-dependent rRNA catabolic process; nuclear polyadenylation-dependent mRNA catabolic process
Cellular component (GO): nuclear exosome (RNase complex); cytoplasmic exosome (RNase complex)
Source: RefSeq, a predicted model, not a curated record